Messenger RNA from Xylona heveae TC161, 6595 nucleotides. RefSeq lists its product as hypothetical. NCBI's taxonomy places the organism in Eukaryota, Fungi, Ascomycota, Xylonomycetes, Xylonales, Xylonaceae. The transcript has 4 exons. The record is from RefSeq and is a predicted model, not a curated record. Bases 294 to 6365 code for a protein of 2023 amino acids.
ACUCUGCAUUUUCAUCCUUGAGGCUUAUAUCAAGAUGCGCGGCCCGGCAUGAACAGACUUUUUCGUUUCAUUCAUUUUCCAAAUUUUCUUUUUGUGUGUGACAGCGAGCUACCAGUCAUUCGUUCUUGUUUUCUUUGAUCUACUCUUCAUCCGAAACUUUUUUACUCUCUUUGUUUCUCGGAUGUUGGCCUGGCGUUCUUUGGCUUCCAUCACUGCUGAGCGUAUUGCUAUCUAAACCUGUUCCCUCCUGGAACUCUCUCCCGUAAUCAUUUCCCCUUCCAUUACGCUUCAUCAUGAGAAUUCUAUCUCCAUCCGUUCUUUUUGCUCUAUACAUUGCCUGUCAACGGGCUUCCGCCACUGGUUGGUCAGCACGUUUUGGAGCCGUAUUUGCUCGAGAUCCUCCGCCUUCUGGUUCCGAUGCGUCCCCAGAUGGCGACUCAGAUAGCAAUUCAGAUGGCACAACGGCCGUACAAUCUGCCAGUUCAGCAGCAAUUACCUUUCCACCUUUUGCCAACACAACCUCCGCUGUGGUUGUUUCUCCGACGUUGACCACCUCGACAAUCUAUUCCACCUCACUAUCGACAAUUACAAGUUGCGGCGCAGAUAAUGAGGACUGUCCAUUCCGCGAAUUUCCUCAAAUUGUUACAUCUAUCAUUGCUAUCUCUACAACGGUCUGCCCCGUUAGUGUUGAGGCGACCUCUUCGGCUCCUUCAUCAGAACUAUCAGCACCUCCGAGUUCUUCCCUAACGUCACCGUCAACUCUGGCUUCGGCAGCAAGUAGCUCGACAAUCGUUGGAGUCACUUCCUCUGUUACGCCGUCUACAUCGCUCUCGACUUUCGGCUCACAGCCUGUCUCUUCGAGUUCUAGUGUCUUAGGGUCGAGCAGCAGCUUGCCAUCUUCCUCUGUCGUUCUGCCAUCGAGCAGCUCAACACCUCCUGUGUCAGCAACUAAUGCCACACUGACGACUUCUACCUUCUAUUCUACUUCGGUUUUCACUGUCACUAGUUGCGCACCGGAGGUACCAGACUGUCCGGCCCGGACAUCGCCUCAAGUUGUGACGUCUUUGAUUGCGACUUCAACAACAGUCUGUCCGGUCUCGAGCACGCUGUCUAGUGUUGCAUCGAGUCCUGCGAUUUCAAGCUUCGCAAGUUCAACAAAUGGACUCCCGAGUUCGCAAGCCUCUACUCCUGGCAGUUCGAAUUCAACAACUUUUGGUGCAGCCACGCCAAGCUCUUCCAGUUCGGAGAUUUCCUUGACGAGCUCAAGUUCGACUACUGUACUCCCAACUUCGCAAGCCUCUACUCCUGUCAAUUCGAAUUCAACAACUUUUGGUGCAGUCACGUCGAGCUCUUUCAGCUCGGAAAUCUCCUCGACAAUCUCGUCGACCUUGUCAACCGGAAGUUUCAAUGUUUCUACUGGCAUACCGUCGUCGCUUUCGUCUUCGUCUUCUGCUGCCGCUUCUUCUUCAUCCAUUCUUUCGGCAUUGACGUCCUCUUCAAUCGGACCAUUUUCUCAACCCUCGGGUUCUGGAUCAUCUGCAGGGUUUCCGCCGGUAUCCUCAAACUCCACUCAGUUGACGACGUCGACUAUUUAUUCCACUACCAUCUAUACUAUCACGAGCUGUGCUCCCGAGGUCACAAACUGCCCAGCACGAACUUCUCCGCUGACAGUGACAUCAAUUGUUGCCGUCUCAACCACUGUCUGCCCGGUUACCAGUACCAGUAAUUCUGUUAUUCUCCCCACGGGGGUGACUUCCGUGAAUAACUCAGGCUCAACACUGCCAGCCACAGGCUCAAGCGUCAGUUUGGCGCCAACUAACUCAACUUCCUUGAGCCUCCCUUCUCAAUCCGCUGUUACUGGGACUCCAUCUUCUGGAAGUAUAGAGACUUCGUCCGGCAGUGCUUCCGCGCCGUUUACAAAUGCUACUCAGAUGACGACUUCAACAGUGUACUCCACCACUGUGAUGACAAUAACGAGUUGUGCUCCCGAAGUCACAGAUUGUCCUGCGAGGACCUCUCCGCAGACAGUAACUUCUGUCGUAGCUGUAUCGACAACGGUUUGCCCCGUCUCUAGCACCACGAGCGCUUCGCCUGUGACUACAACGUCUUCAGCUAUUGCUGUGUCCAGCUCUCCAAGCUCGACAAUCGGCUUUAGCAAUUCACUCUCUUCUACUUUUGGUUCUGCAUCAAGUGCGAUCCAAUCUUCUUCGUCAAUAGCAGGUCCGACGUCAAAUUCUUCUUCGUACGUCGCGUCUCCUUCUUCAACUGUGGCAACGAUCACGACCACGUCCACUACUUCAACAAUUUAUUCAACCAUUACAUUCACCAUUACGAGUUGCGCCCCUGAAGUUACCAAUUGUCCAGCGAGAACAUCACCACAACUCGUCACGUCGGUCAUUGCAGUGUCUACCACAGUGUGCCCUGUCACGCUGACGAAUACUCCGUCUGUGUUGACAUCCCCAGUGUCGGCUAGCUCCCCAAGCCCUCCUACUUCAAGCUCCAUUUCCGUUCCCACUUCUUCGAGCUUUGGCACGGUCAGCUCGCCAACACUUGUAACUUCUACUUCAAACUCUAGUACACUUGUGUCUUCUUCAGAAGUUUUGUCUUCUGAAUCGACCACAACCACUAGCGCAACUUUGAUGACUACCUCAACAGUCUACUCGACUUCAGUAUAUACCAUCACGAGCUGUGCCCCUGAUGUAACCAAUUGUCCGGCAAGAACUUCACCACUCACUGUGACCUCGAUUAUUGCAAUUUCGACAACAGUGUGUCCUGUGACUGCUUCGCAGACAUCCUCAAGCUUGAGCCCAAGCACUUCAAUUCUCGCUAGUGCGACAUCAAUCGGUUCUUCAUCUACUUCUGCUUCUGCUUCUGCUUCGAACGCUUCACCGUCGCAGUCUCUGCCUGCCACUUCUACGCUGGAAAUUUCAUCUAGCGUCACGUCCACGGAGACCAUUUCUGGCCCAACAGUCACCGCCAGUGCGUCCUCAAGCUUUAGUAGCAGCUCAUCGCCAGCGGCAAGUACAUCACUUCUCUCUAGUACCGGUCCUGGGAUUUCUUCGACCACAGUAUCGUCAACCAGCAGUAUCAGUCCUGCUUCCACGAUAUCAGAAGCUCCCUCAACAACAUCAGCAUUUGCAAGCUCUGUAUCUGGCACGAGCACAACCGAGUUGACUACUUUGACCAUCUUCAGCACGGUGGUAUCGACUGUUACUAGCUGUGGGCCUGAAGUCACCAACUGUCCCGCACAUUCGACAGCAACAGUGACGUCUGUCGUUGCCAUUUCAACCACAGUUUGUCCUGUCAGCAGUGCAAGCUCCAUUUUGUCAAGCCUCUCAAGUGCUACAUCGCAGAGCUCAUCUUCUUACUCGCCAUCGAGCGCCUCUUCUGUAGUUGUAUCGACAACAUCAAUUAGCUCGACGGUUCCUCUUUCGUCAAGCUCUGUUUUGGCUUCGAAUACUGCGGGAUCCUCGUCAUCAUUAGUGUCGCCCAUUUCGACGGGCAGCUCACAAAUCUCUACUGAUACCACUUCGAUGACGACUUCCACCAUUUACAGCACGCAGGUAGCUACAAUUACCAGUUGCGCACCAGACAUUACCAACUGUCCUGCCAGUUCUACCGCGGUUGUGACCUCUAUCAUUGCUGUCUCGACGACAGUCUGCCCGGUCAGUUCUUCUGAAGUCUCGUCUGUCACGAGUACGGCCAUUUCAAGUAGCAGCUCUGCAUCACUGUUGACUACGGCGACAACUAGCUCGUCAGAGUCGAGUAUCGUAGGUCCUACGAGCCUCACAACGUCGCCUACAACCACAGCGGCCAUUACGAGCUCGAUCACCCUGUCUAGCAGUUUGAGCUCCUCGACAGAAAUACUCCCGACAACAACGAUUGCAAGCAGUUCUACGACCGUCGAGACUGCCAUCACAAGCUCGAUUACCCCCUCCAGCAGCUUGAGUUCCUCGACGGAAAUACUUCCAACAACAAUAAUUGCAAGUAGUUCUUCGACCAUCGAGACCUCUAUCACAAUGACCACCUCGACGAUCUUCAGCACCCAGAUUACUACUGUCACAAGUUGUGCACCAGACGUGACAAACUGCCCGGCUCACUCCACCGCAACCAUAACCUCAAUCAUUGCAAUCUCCACGACGGUCUGCCCAGUAACAGCAACGGAAACAUUUUUGAGCUCUUCAACGCCGCUUGCUUCAAGUAGCACGAUUACAACAGCUUCAGAGACAAACGGACCAUCCUCUUUGAGCUCUACUAGCGAGACGACAUCUCUCUCUACUCUGACGUUGUCGACUACACCCGUGUCCAGCAUUUUCGAGUCCUCGAGCGAAGUACUUCCAACCUCUGUUCAAGGAUCCCCGACGCCGUCCAGCAUUACAUCCAUGACCACUUCGACAGUGUUCAGCACCUUUGUUACGACGGUUACAAGCUGUGGUCCUGAGGUUACAAAUUGCCCAGCACGUUCGACUGCUACCAUCACGUCAGUGAUUGCUAUAUCAACGACUGUAUGUCCUGUCACAGCAACGGAGAGUUUAUCAUCAUCAGCUCAGGCAGUUUCAAGUUCUGCAAGCAGCUCCACUACAGGUUUGACAUCAAUUUCGACGAGUACUUUGAGCUCUUCUGUUAUCGAAAGCGUUACAGAAAGCUCUGUUACCCCGGUGUCAUCGGUUGGGGCCACAACGUCAAGCGGUGAAGUGUCGCCGACGGAGAUCAGCUCGUCGCAGCAAUCCUCUUCCACUCCGACCUUGGUAAUAUCCUCGGAGAGCUCCAGCCCUGUCGCGAUCCCGACUACUGUAUCAUCGACAGCGGUUGAGUCCACUAGUACGACUGAAGUGUUCGAGACUGUCACCACGACCUAUUCACAGCUGACCACCUCGACAAUUUACAGUACAAGCUUAGCCACAAUUACCAGCUGCGGUCCAGAGGUUACAAAUUGUCCAAGUCAUUCAACACGUGUCGUUACAUCCAUUAUUGCAAUCUCGACAACUGUUUGCCCUGUCACAGCGACAAGUACGCUGUCGACUCCUCACAGUGCACCUACAAGUUCUGUAGAAACUGUGGCUGCCAGUCCUUCAUCCAGUAGCUUGGAAGCUUCGCCCACAAUCACUAGUUCCUUGGAAACAUCUGUCUCUGCAGUUCCAUCGACUUCUGAGGUCGCUCCUGUGCAAACAUCAUCAAGUACCACGACCCUGCCGGAGGCCGUAACCACUGUGAUUGUCUACUCAUCAAUAACAACCUGUCCGGUUACGAGCGUUGUAACUUCAGGUUCACAGACGACCACUAUAGUGACUUCUUCGCUUUCCACCGUAUUUAGUACGACUACCUCAACUAUCUCGGCUUCCCAGGUAGCUGCGCCGACGGUUUCAAGCGUGCCAACAUCUCCUGCCCCGCCGGCAUCACCAGCUAGCCCAACUGCCUCUGCACCAUCAACCUCUUCGCAGCCAUACACAGAAGUACUACCAAAAUGUCUCGAUACAUGGCUUCCACAAACGGGCUGCAGCUCCAAAUCCGACACCGCAUGCUACUGCAAACAGCCAACACUUAUUAUCAAUGUAAUCCAGUGUGUUCAGUCGUGGGGAGCCAAUAACACUGAAAUCCAGUCCGCACUUACGUACCUCGCUGGUAUAUGCGCGGAACAGAUCCCACAGAAUCCGGCAAUCAUCACGGCAAUCCCUACGACGAUCACCGUCGGCAUCGUUUCGCCCACCAGCGCCUCCACCAUUGUCGAAAGCCCGACCUCCUCUGCCCCUGCAGCCGCCAGCUCAUCAUCAUCACUAGCAGGGGCCGUCACAGGAACAAGCUCUACUACAAUUACACCUGCGGCCUCUGCUCCUGAAGCUCCGACAACUACUGUUGUCAUUAUCACUCAGACUCUGACCGUUCCUUGUACACUCUCUGCUUCUGCUUCUCCUUCUGCCGCCAAUCCUCUUUCAUCCUCUGCCGGCAGCUCUCCUUCUUCAUCGGCAGGAGCCAGUCUCAUCUCUCCUGUCCAGUCCUUCACCACUACCGUCAUUACUACAUCCCUAACACUGCCCCGGGUUCAAUUCACCACAGAGUAUGGGGUCUCCACAACAAGCGUUGGCUUUGCUGCGACUCCUACCAGCGUCCCGCACUUUACAGGCCCCAAGUAUAAUAGCUCUCUUGGAUACUAUCCUACAGGCACUGGCACUGGCACUGGCACAGGAUACACGACGUUUGCCAGCGCCUAUGCAUUCAAAGCCGCGUCCAGCAGCGGCAGCAGCGCCGGCGCGCCCAGUGCGAAUAUCCAAUCAUUCACCGGCGCUGCACCUCGGAGUACCCCUACCGCUUUUGCGACUGUAUUCGCUGUCCUUGUCGCUGCCCUUGUUUGCUUGCUCGCCGUUUAGUCUGUCCGAUUGUCUGUCCGAUUUACUCUUUCUGUCCCAGUUAAUCAGUUAUAGAUGGCGUAUCGGUUUUCUCGUCCUUUCUUCUUUUUUUCUCUUUUUGUAAUAUUCUGUGUUUGUAUAACCAAAACGAGACGCGCACAUCUCGCACAUCUCAGUCUAUAAUUUCUGCUUAUUUGGUCUACGGGUAUUCUGGCGCAACAGUGUAACUAAGCUUUCUAAUUAAGUCUACC